Acyrthosiphon pisum (pea aphid) is the source of this 2843-nucleotide messenger RNA. RefSeq names its product protein TANC1. Lineage: Eukaryota; Metazoa; Arthropoda; Insecta; Hemiptera; Aphididae. The coding region runs from base 32 to 2632 and encodes 866 amino acids. The record is from RefSeq and is a predicted model, not a curated record. Gene Ontology annotation, molecular function: protein binding. The transcript has 14 exons.
UCAGGUGCAGUUUUUCGAAAAUACCACCGCGAUGGACGUCGAUGAUGACGAUUACGUGUUGACGCCGUUGCAGGCCGAGGCCGAAGAUCCGGAACCGGAAGUCGCGGACGAAGACGGCAGCGACGACGCAGCCGACGAAACCGGAACGGCGGCCGACGACUACGUCCAAUCACUGGUCACCAUCGAGUCCAACUGGGAGAACGAUUUGGCCGCUAUACGGAAGCUGUUGGAAGAAGGCGAUGGCGACGAGACGUGCCCCAGCUGUGGCAUGCCUUUCGACAAAGGCAAGAAGAGAAAGCUCAUCGACUCUUGCGGACACGAACGUUGUUACGCGUGCAUGUUCCGCAACGAGGGCUGUCCGCUGUGCGCCACAGCGGCGACCGCCGUAGAAAGCUCAGCAAAAGCUUCCAAGAAAUCAUUGACCGAUGAGCCGAUAUACGUGCAAAACACGCGAAUCAACAGACCAAGGGUCAAGACUAACGGACACUUUUCGCCCUACGUCCAAUCGAGACAAGGUUCACAGGAACUUAGUCAUUCGCCUAGUAGGCUUCCCAGACCUAACAGGAACUUGGAAGAAGUCAUGACUCAGAGUUGUCCAACUCCUCCACAGAGCAGAAGAAAAUUUUUUCUCAGCCCGAAAACAAUACGAAAUCAGUGGUCCAUGCGCAGUGGAUCCAGGUCGCCAUCGGACAACGCACUCUCCGUAAUGUCAGCGUCGACAUCAACAGUAACUUCUACGGAUCAGCGGCGAUGGUCUUCGGUGGUGUUGGGCAAGAUUAGAUCUCUGUGGUCGUUGAGAGACGAUGAAGGCGGAAACGUGAAACCACGAGGAUCGUUGAACCAGAGGAGUUGCAACUCGGACACUCUGUACACAAGAUUGGGAUUGCUGUUGUCGAGAGACAGCAAUUCCAGAUCAUUUACGGAGGACGUGUCAUUGGCGAGCGUCAACUCUAAGCCGGUGUCGAGCAACGGGAGCCCCGUGUCCACGCUCACGGGGUCCUCGGAGACCGAACACAAAGCGAUCAAAGAACAAUCGUCCGACAGCAUAGGAUCUCUCAUGUCCAUGUCCGGGCAGAGCAACGGGUCGUGUAGCCCUCUGACCAGAAGACAUUCUGUAACGACAUUACAAGCGGGCUCUGUAGACGAUUUACGUUCGUUUAGAACGAGGCGGCAGCCGACCAGGAGGUCCGCUAGAUCCGGUACGAUUAAGGGACCCAUCGAUCCCAAAGUGCGAUUCGCCCAGUACAGAACGUCCCCGCAACAACAACAGCUCCAGCUUCAGCAGCAGCAGCAACAACAACUCCUCGUGCUGAAACCGCUGUUCUUCGAAGUGCCCCAACAAGAGUCAGACCCGUUAUUCCUUGGCCGUGAGUGGCUGGUCCAGGACAUUAGCAGAGCGAUGCUGCACGCCCAGUCGUCGGGCGUCGCGGUGACCGGGCUGCCGGGCACGGGCAAGACGGCGUUCGUCCUGCAACUUGUCGAGCACAGCUGUUUCGGCCGCCUGAAAUCGAAUGUGUCCGACGUGAGCACGUCUCAGUCCUCGAUCAUUUCCGAGGACGUCAAGUCCCUGGCCUCGCGCGUGGUCGCUUACCACUUCUGCCAAGCAGACAACAACAGCACGUGCCUCAUACCCGAAUUUGUACACUCGCUGGCGGCCCAGCUGUGCCAAGCACCCCAGCUGAAUAUGUACCGACAACACGUGCUGACAGAACUCAACCUUCAGGAUUCGCUUUCGAUGCGUGAGUGCAUCGUAGAUCCCGACGCGGCAUUCACGAGAGGUGUCCUGGAACCGUUGAACACACUCAGUCGACUUGCCAACACGAUCGGCACUGGUGGUCUAGUGAUCGUCAUUGAUGGUUUGUGCGAAGCCGAAUAUCAUCGGCCCGAUCACGGAGACACGAUCGCUUCGUUUUUAGUGAAGCACAUGCCGAAGUUUCCGGCUUGGCUCAAAGUCAUCGCUACAUUGAGAACCAACCUGGAAGACGCGUUACCACCGUUGCCGUUGACAAAAAUUUGCCUUUUUUGUUUAUUCACGUACUUAGAUAUUUUCGAUCAUAAAGGCAUAUUCUGUAUUUUAGAACAACUUUUCUUUAUUCUCCCCUGCAACAGGUGCCCGCUAGUAGAAGCCGCAAAAAAUGGCCGUUUCAACGUUGUGGCAUACCUGUCGGGCUGUGAGUGGACCGUGACCGACCCGAGAGCGGAAGUCGACCACGCGGACGCCUCGCAGCAGGCCCUGGUCCAAGCAUCCGGAUGCGGGGUGGACGACGUAGUUGAAUAUCUGCUGGACGUGGCCGAGGUCACCGUGGACGGGCAGGACAGCCUGUCGGGAGAGACGGCUCUGACUUUAGCAUCGUCCAACGGUCACAAGUCUACCGUGGUACUGUUGAUCGACCGUGGCGCCCAGGUUUCGUCGGCUAAUGUGAAGUGUAUGAACGCCCUGACACUGGCUGCUCGCGACGGCCAAUGGGAAGUAGUCGAGACGCUAUUGCACAGUGGCACCCACGUCGAUAUCGUCGACUCUGAACAAAGGACACCAUUAAUGAUGGCCGCAUCCGAGGACCAUUCUGGUAUCGUUGAACUUCUCCUCGACAGUGGUAAGGACUCAUUCUCAGCAUCUGUUUGCUGUCGAUAACAUUUUUAUGAGUUGUAUUGUUAUGGUAGAUUAAACCUUAUAGAUGAGGGUUGGAUUAGGUUAUAUAAAAAAAUAUUUCAUUCCUCUACUGGUAUUUGGUACUCAAAGUUAGGUACUCGUCACCAGAAACUUUUUAUUCCACAUAAAUAACAAUAUCUCUUUUUCAAAUGUAUCUACGCUGAAUAAAUACAUAUUAAUAUUUUCAAAAUAU